UCUGGUGCAGACGGAGCAGUUCCUGAGGUCUAUGUUGGACGAGGGCCCUGUGAGAAACGUUGUGGCCCCGGAACACACACACCGCACACACAGCAAAGACCGAGACAAGAUGCGUGCAGCACCAGUGGCCCCUCCCCAGUCCCUCUCUCAGUACCAGGACGUUGAGGACCCAGAGUAUGAAGACUUCAGAGCGGAGGCCAGGCUCCAGAGAGGCAGACAGCUGGAGAGCUUCAACAAGGCUGCAGAGGCCUACAGGCAGGGGCGCAAAGACGUAGCCUCCUACUACGCUCAACAGGGUCAUCUCCACAGCCAGAAGAUGCGUGAAGCUAAUCACCGUGCAGCGGUCCAGAUCUUUGAGCGGGUCAACUCCUCCCUGCUGCCUCAGAACGUUCUAGACCUCCAUGGGCUGCAUGUUGAAGAGGCGUUACUCCACCUCUCACAGGUCCUAGAGAAGAAGACCACAGAGUGGCAGCAGGGUGUGUGUAGGUCUCAGCUGUCAGUGAUAACCGGAAGAGGGAACCACAGUCAGGGAGGAGUGGCUCGUAUCCGUCCUGCCGUCAUAGACUACCUCAACACACAGCACUACAGGUUUACUGAGCCUAAGCCAGGUCUGUUGUUGGUGUGUCUGAACUGAGAUGAAUCUGUCAUGUGACUGACUGUCCUCAAGACACUCCUCCUCUCCCUUUCUCCCCUGGAAUCUACCCUGGAAUCUACCUCUACCACUUCCUCUCUUACAUACACAAAAAAACCUCUCUAUCUUUCUCUCUCUCUCUCUCUCCCCUCCCCCCUCUCUCUCUCUCUCUCUCCUCCCCCCUCU
Messenger RNA from Coregonus clupeaformis (lake whitefish), 817 nucleotides. Its product is annotated as NEDD4-binding protein 2-like. The coding region runs from base 32 to 634 and encodes 200 amino acids. The transcript has 5 exons. NCBI's taxonomy places the organism in Eukaryota, Metazoa, Chordata, Actinopteri, Salmoniformes, Salmonidae. The record is from RefSeq and is a predicted model, not a curated record.